Messenger RNA from Melanotaenia boesemani (Boeseman's rainbowfish), 2162 nucleotides. RefSeq names its product NACHT and WD repeat domain-containing protein 2-like. The record is from RefSeq and is a predicted model, not a curated record. The transcript has 5 exons. NCBI's taxonomy places the organism in Eukaryota, Metazoa, Chordata, Actinopteri, Atheriniformes, Melanotaeniidae. Bases 592 to 1887 code for a protein of 431 amino acids.
UCUCCAGCCCUGGAUGCAGAUCUACGAUUUGCACUGGGCAACUGUCCCAUUCAGGACAUUGAAGGUCGCUGCGUGGUCUAUGUCCAUAAGGUCCUUAAUGCAAACAAAGAUAAAGAAAAAAGAUGGGUGUAUUUACAACUGCAGCCUCAGUCAGAGGUCGAAACAUCAGAUCAUAUCAGUCUGAGAAAUGCACCCACCCAUGGAGAUUUAUUAUCAGAGCUGUGUUCCAGCUUCCUCCCUGGUCCUGUCACUUCCUGCCAACUUCUGCUCUACACCACGACGACUGAGUGCGAUCCUCGUCAUGGUUACACUGCAAUCAGAAGGCGGGGCUAUGCUGACUCUCUGUGCCAGCAGAUCAGAGCCUACGUGGAGCAGAGAGACCAACAGUACCCCCUAGUGGUGACAGGGGGGCCAUGCACAGGGAAGACCGUGUUGAUAGCACACUGUAUUCAGCAGAUAAAGUCCUGGGUAACAGACAGCCAUCCUGUCCUGAUCAGUUAUUUUUGCAAUCUGUCAAUCAACAAAUCUCCAAAGCACCUGCUGUCCAGUCUGUGUUCUCAGAUUGCUUGCAGAUACGACUAUCAGUCUUCCAUGAAGCAGAAUCCCAGCUUCAUCAUUAGCAGUGACCCAGACAGUCCCAGUUGCAUUACCAGCCACAGUGAGCUUAUAUCCAACUGCAGCCCAACAUCUAUUCUGGAUUGUCAUCAUGAAGGCAGCACCAAAGAGCAAGUCUCUUACUGUAGCAAUGAGCUCAGUACCAAACCAUACCAAGAUCUUAGAAGACCUAACUCUGACACUAGUCUGUCUGAACUUGAAGAGCAUCUUGCAUCACUCCUUACCCUCCUCCCUUCCUCCAAACAGCCUCUCAUUCUAAUCCUUGAUGGCUUGGAUCAACUUGAAAACAGCUGCAAUGAGCAGAUAAUAAGGAGCCUUCCCUCCUCUCUGCCUCCAGGUGUCAAACUCAUCCUCACGAUUUCUUCCAACCGAGCACGUCUCCUGCAAGCCAUCAAACUACAUUAUCCACAAGGCAGUGGACAGAAAACAGGAUCUGUCUGUGCACAGCUGGGAUCAGUGGAAAGGAAACAGUGUGUGAAGAUGUUGGCGCCACUGCUGAGAGGUUCAGGGAGGAAGGUGACAUCGGGACAACAGGCACUGGUGAAGCAGGCAUUGACUUCCUGUUGUCUGCCUCUCUAUGCUCGACUCCUGCAUGCACACACCUCACUGUGGCACUCUGAUUCAGAUGUGACUGGGUGGUCUCUCCCCGAUGGCAUCCAUUUAUCAAUUUCUGCUCUCUUGGAUAACCUGGAGCUAAAACAUGGCUCCUCUAUCGUUACUCAUGCAGUCUCCUAUCUCACCCUCUCCAGGACUGGCCUCUUGGAGGCUGAGCUUGCUAAUCUGCUCUCGGGUGAUGAUGACAAUCUGGGUGAGAACAGAAAGAGCCCUGCCUCUAAAAUAAAGGCCACACAAGUCGAGGUGGAGCGGCUACUCUUGGAUUUGAAGAACUUUCUCAUCAAAAGAACAGUGGCAGAUUCACAGGUUUUGUUCUGGGUGAGCAGGCGUUUUAAGCUAGUUGCAACUAAAAGGUAUCAAGGUGCUCAUGAGGUGAGGAGGAAGAUUUACUUAGUGAUGGCAGACUUUUUUAGUGGUCAAAGGGCUACUGGUCAUGGGAACCCACCUCUUGUAAACCAUUCAUCUGGAAUAAAAGCUGAUGCAGAUGGUCAUUCCUACAGCCAGCCAUGUGUCUUCUCUUCUUCCAAAAAUGUUGGACAAGUAAACAUUAGAAAAGUCUUCAAACUGCCACAUCGCUUACAACAAAGUGGCAGGUUAGAGGAGUUGGAAUGUGGGUUGUUGAUGUUCACCGGGCUAUGGCUCAAGCUGGUCUCCUAGAUGAUCUGGUAGCCAUGUUGGAGACUGGUGAAUGCUUAUCUAAGUUUCAGUUUUUAAAGGAAAGAUUGCUCCUCGCGAGCACAUUGAGGUCCUCUGCUUGCUUCCUGCAGAGCUCACCCCUGCAGCUUCACACAGUGAUGGAGACAAGCCUCUUCCCUUAUCUGGAGGUCUUUCCUGGGCUUGGGGGUUAUGUGAGUGACAUCAGACAGGAAAGGAGGAAAAGUGGAAGGGGUUUAGGAGUAGUGUUUUGCCCUGGUCCCCCUUCAGUUUCUGCA